AUGGAAGUUUCUAUCGCGUGUAUCACACGAAGUAUUCUUGAUUUUGAUUUUGAAAAACUAUGUUCAAUUACAUUGUCAAAUAAUAAUGUUUAUGCAUGUUUAGUAUGUGCAAAAUAUUUUCAAGGUCGUGGACAAAAGUCGUACGCUUUUACUCAUAGUGUUAAAACUGAUCAUCAUGUUUUUAUUAAUUUACAUACAUUACAAUUUUAUUGUUUGCCCGAUAAUUAUGAAAUAAUCGAUUCAUCACUGGAUGAUAUCAAGUAUGUUCUAGAUCCAACGUAUACAAAAGAACAUAUUCAACAAUUGGAUAAAAAUGCAAAAUUAGUUCGUGCCUAUGAUGGAACAUUAUAUUUGCCCGGCAUUGUUAGUCUUAAUAAUAUAAAAGCAAAUGAUUAUUGUAAUGUUAUUUUGCAAGCAUUAAUCAAUGUUAGUCCACUACGUAAUUUUUUUCUUGAAGAGGAAAAUUAUGCAAAUAUCAGAGUUGCACCAGGAGAUAUUAUGGUAAAUUUGGUCAAACGUUUUGGCGAACUAGUGAGAAAAUUAUGGAAUCCCAAAAACUUUAAAGCGCACGUUUUACCACAUGAGAUGUUACAAGCAGUUGUCAAGUGUAAAAAAUCGAAUAUACCACGUCAAUUCACUAAAGACAAAUGUGUUAUUGUAGAUGAUGAUAUUAAAACGUUGUUAGGUUAG
Didymodactylos carnosus is the source of this 690-nucleotide messenger RNA. The record is from the annotation of a GenBank genome assembly. Lineage: Eukaryota; Metazoa; Rotifera; Eurotatoria; Philodinida; Philodinidae.